CAAUAAUCCAAGAUGGCGGCGGAUCCUUCGAGUCGUGUGCGUUCAAAUAGCGAGUUUAGGGAGCGUUUGAUGGAAAAGGUUCAAGUGAAUGUUACGGAAACAGGAAAGUUAGCUCAGCAGCUGUUAAAAAGCUCGCGUUCCCACGAGGUAAACUUUUAAAAUAUUUCGUUAUGCUGUUUGUAAUCGUAAAGGGAGCCCGGAAAUUAAAGCUAAGGGAGGCUGCAGUUUACCAAUCCUCGAGUAAUAGCUACAGCAAACUCUCUCGCAAGCGACCACCCUUGGUGCGCAGAAAAGUAGUCGCUUACGGAAGGUGGUCGCUUAUGGGAAGACGUAGCGAAAUAAGCUAGUUGACCUUGUUUUAAUACAACCCUUCCUGCUUUAUUAAGUAAAUCAUGUUGUUCGUAUGCUAAGUAGUAUCUUUAGGCAUAAUUUCCAUAAGAAAAGGACAGAGGUUUGUAUCAAAACAAGGUCAACCACAGCCUCAUGUUCACUCAAAGGCUAAGAGACCACGUCCACAAUAAAAUGGCCUAUUAAUUAAAAUUAGGCUGGUAGACAGCGUUUCCUCUGCCUGAAACUAAUUUGCUUUUCUUGCGAGCAACAAGUACAAUACAGUUUAAAAUUUGUCGCUUGUUAAUCAUAAAUCACCUAAAUUCAGUUUUAACCGAACAAAACAUGGGAUAAAUGCGAAACAUAAGGUGCAUAUACUGCUUACACUCCAGUUCAGACUGUACAGUAUUUACAAUUUACAAUCAAUUAAUUCCAUUCGAAAGCUUCUCCAUGAAGUCUUGAAUGCUCGAUUACUUUUGUGUUUUGAGCCUCAGGUCAACAAGAGUACAAAUCAGCUGCAAAGGACAACUAUUCGCAAUCCUGAUAGUCGGUUAACUUCUCUUUUUUUCACACUGUUACUACGAUGUAUUUGUCAGCACUCUGGGUCAGCGCUAUUAGAAACUGAACUUUUGUGACAUCCCAGCCAUGGUUUUCUUACAAUCAUACGUGAUCGUGCCAUGUGGUCGCUUACCAGAAACUUAAAACAAAGGAAUAAGUCAAAUUUCUGGCCUUAAAAGUGGUGGCAGUCGCUUGUGAGAAAGCUUUUUAAACAAUGUUCGAGUGAGAAACAAAACGGUUAUUAAUUUUUGCAAAGUGGUUGAGGGGUGGUUGCUACGAGAAGUGAGAGAUUUGACUGUACUAGGGAGUUACAGCUAGCUCUUCCAAAAUGUGUCAACAGCUGAAAGUUCACUGUCUUAAAGUAGCAUUAUCCAGCCUCUUCACUGAUCCUGAAUGACAACAUCAUUGAUAUACAUGACAUCUCUGUCCUCUCCUCAGUCCUGGUUAUAUUGCAGCUGUUGGGUUUAUCCUUCUUGCCUCAGCUUGGGGCAGAUAUAAAUUAGGCUAUAUUAGGUGACAUAAGUAUUUGUCUUCUUUAAGUAACCCAUCCCAAGCCUCGUGGCCCUUCUGCCUCUACCAGCAAAAUAAAAGAAACUUUAUCAGUCAGAACAAAGUAGUCUUUGUGGGAGUUGUAAAUACACUGUACAGUACCCCAGUACUUUGCAGCAUCUAGAAAACUCUUUCAAGGUCUGAGAUUUCCAGAUUUGAGGGGGUGUGAGGUGUUAGUUUGGUCUGUUAGUUUUCUAGACACCCGUGCACUUUCCCUAUAAUUUUGUUUUUUAAGUAAGUGUGAAAUACUUACACUGUACAAGCAUUUUUUUUGUGACCUAAGAUGGAGGUGACCAACUUGACAUUCCUUUGAUGCUAUAAUAAAUGACAAAAUGUUUGGUGGCUUAACUCAGUAAAGCUUGAUUUAAGUCCUGCAUGCCAUCCAGGACUGGUAGUUUUUCUUGCUGGGCAAGUUACAUCAACUUGUAACCUGUUCUCACUUGCUCAGUGGGUCGGGUUCUAUACAAGCCCUCUUAAAUGAAGCCAUUUAAAGGGAUUUUACGAUAAUGUGUUCAUUUGUACAUUGUUGCAAACUGAUCAACUUUGUAAUUUAUCUCAAGCCAAGAUUCUGUGAUGGAUGGACUUUUUAACAUUUCCCUGCCAGUGCCUAAAGCUGCUUCAUUUACAUGUAAUUAAAAGAUUAAAAAUGUUCAAAUGUGGCCUUAAACUGCUGUCCAAGCUUUUGCCUAUCAACAGCAUCAUCACCUGAUCAUGCUGUUGAUCACCGAAGGCUUGAAUUUUAUAUUUUUUAAAACAGACAGCAGUUUAAGGCCUCAUUUGAACAUUUUAAUGUUUUAAUUACAUCAUGCUGCUGAAGGACAACAGGGCUGUCAUAAAGAGGUGGGGGACUGGGGGAUUUCUGGGACUGGGGGAUUUCUGGGACUGGGGGAUUUCCUCCGGCUACUAUGAAUGUGGCCCCCAGCUACUUUCACAGGAAAAUACAAUCAUGUAGAAGAAAAAUAGAACCAAAUAAAAUCCCAAGCUGUUUUAUUCCUUACCUUCUUGUUGUAUUUACAUGGAAACUUGAAAUCUACUGCGAGUGACAUCCCUGGACAACUUAAACAGAUUAUUGCUUCACUUAACCUUUACAAUGUUUGUUUUAAAAUUUACUGUAGAUCCUGACUCAGACUAUAAAACAGUUUGUAAGUCAAGAAGGAGCACUUAUGAAUUCACAAGAGGUAUUCUUACAUAAAUUAUGUAUCAACCAUCUUUGAGAGGAUAAAUAUCAAUCAACAUACAUGUACAUGAUUAAGUGAUCUAUGCAUAAGAUCAAAUCGCCAAUUGCUUGUUAAAGCAUUUAAUAGGAAAUGUUGGUGAUAUCAUUAUCAUUAUCAAAGUUGUUAAAAGAGAUGAGCUUUGAAUUGGUUAUUAGAUGCAUAAUUCAAGUUUCUGUUAUCACAAUGUUUUAAUACAUUAAUUCAAACUAUUGUAGAUACAGUACUUUAUAACCUAUUUCGCUGUUUCAAGUAGCUAGUCAAAAUGCAAGCCUGUAAUUGCAACUGUUUCAACUAAACCAGUUACAUUGUAUACAAACCUGGGGUGUAUCCAACACUUCAAUUCAGUAGAUUUCUCACCCAUCUGGUUUAUUACCUGGCUAAAUAGUUGUCACAGAAAUUCUUUUCUACGUUAGGCUGGGUACAAUUCAGCAUAGGGUUUUUGGGGUUAACUUUUGGUCAAGGGAUUUUUUCGGUUUUGUUAGAAGCCCUGGGGACUUAAUUGACUUUUAACCUUUGCCUUGGUUUUCUUUUUAGUUAUUUUUUUUUGCCCCCAUUUGCCCCAUUCCUAUCAUUUGAGAUCGGGAGUACCCCUUUUGUGGUUAUAUGCCAGGAACAGUUACCAACCUCUUGAAAGAGUUAAACUGGAUACUGCUGAAGGUACGAAGAACAAUCUUGCGGUUAACCUUAUUCCACAAAGCAAUUAAUCGUGAUGGCCGCCUGGCUUUCCCAGACUAUGUUAUGAAGCGCAGAAGACAUUUAAGGAACCGUAGCCAGAACAACUGUAUUGAACUGCUGUCAAAUACUGAGACUUAAAGAAUAGUUAUUUUUGUAGAACUGUCAAGGACUGGAAUGUGUUACCAAGUGAAAUUGUUAACAUUAAGUCUGCAGAUCGAUUGAAAAAAGUCUUAUUUGAGCAUUUUAGUCAAUGAUGAAUUUUAAUAUUGUACAUUAAUUAAUACUAUGAUAUUUUUAUUCAUUUUAUCUUUUGUAGGAGAUUUUGUCAUUGUUAUCAUUAUUGUUAACUUAAUUUUAUUUUAUUUAGCUAGAGGUCUUGCGUGAUGGCAUCCCUAUUGCAAGACUAGAAAUUUUUUAAUAUAGGUUGAAUGUCAAAUCUGUUAAAUGGAUACUUGAGGGACGGUAAUUCAUUGUCAAGGUGGUCGACGCUGACAUACUGAUACAGUCGUUAUUAUUAAAAGAUGCAUAGGUAAAUGUUGACAUAAUAAUUUUUUCUUUUUCAGCAACUGAAACACUGUGAAAAGGUCAUCACAGACAUGCAAAAACAGUAAGACAAUGUCAAAUUACUCUGUUUAAUAUUAAUAUUAUAACUUAUUAUUGUCAUUGAGCAUGUUAUUUGAAUGUCUUCACUUACAGAAGGAAACAUGUAUGCAAAAAAAUUAAUGCGACUGUGUAUUUUGUUGUAUGAAGAGUUAUACUCACAACUAACUUCAGUUUACCCAUCAUGAUAAUUACCAUUACCAAGGUCUUUGUUUGUGUUAACACACAAUUAAACUGUCCGUUAGUUAAAAUGCUCUAGUUCAGUCAGUAUUUUUUUUUUACCAAGAACACUUACAGGGAUCAUUCAUUUGAAAGAAGUUCUUUUUGUUUGCAUUGUUUGUCUUUGUUCUUUGUUGAAAAAAAACUUAGAAAAUCAGAUGUAAUAUACCAUAACUGGUGUUACUGCUCAUUGAUUUUCCACUUUUUGAGCUUGAUGGUGGCAUGAUGAAUCUACUUUGAGAUCUAUUGAAAACCAUUCUGUGGAUGUGCUUGAUCAUCCAGGUUAAUGGAAGUUUUUUUUUCUAUUUCAAGGUUUGGGGACAUUCAACAUAGGUAUGACCAAUCUGUUCCUAGAGAAAUUAAAUAUUAUAAAAUUAAUAUAAGAAUAUGAUAUAAUUAUGGUUAAUGUAAAUUAGCAUUAAAAUCAGGAUUUUUUUCAGUUGAAAUAUAAUUAAUUGGUUAAUUUUAUUACUAUCUUUUUUCUUUGAAUAGGCCUCUUUCCUAGUCUCUGUGAAUGCCCACAUUGCAUUGCUUACAUUUCCUGGAAAACUCAACUUUUGUUGAAAGCAAAGGAAACAAAGACAAGACAAAAAUUUAAUUUUGAAAACAUCCAGUUAAUUUCUUUACUGUGGUAUUAUUACGUGUAUGUUCAACUCCAGCUGCUUUUUCUUCAGUUUACAGACAGUCAACAGAAUCAGUGAACAACUUGAGCCACCGUACAGGUUAGUUGUUGUUCUUAUUUUUUCUGGCAUCAUUUUUUACAUUGUAUCGACUAGCCUGAAUAAGCAGCUGAAAUUUCUUGAUGCCACAACUGGUUUCCCCAGUCACAAAAGGAGGUCUGAGAAACAAGCACGGAAAUUGCAUACUGAAGAUGUGCCCUACCUUUAUCUGGCUAGUGACACGUUAUCCUGGGGGGGG
Molecule: messenger RNA, 5063 nt
Organism: Porites lobata
Lineage: Eukaryota; Metazoa; Cnidaria; Anthozoa; Scleractinia; Poritidae
Source: the annotation of a GenBank genome assembly